Bemisia tabaci is the source of this 705-nucleotide messenger RNA. The record is from RefSeq and is a predicted model, not a curated record. NCBI's taxonomy places the organism in Eukaryota, Metazoa, Arthropoda, Insecta, Hemiptera, Aleyrodidae.
AUGGCUAUACGGAAAAAUUUGACAACCACAUGUUAUAAUGAAAUUCCUAUCUCAUACAACAAUAACAGCAUGUUUUUAAGUCCCAGAACCCGUGUAUUAACCCAUAGAGGCACUGAAUUAGACUGCACCAACCAGUUACCUGUUAAAUUCCAAAUAGAUAAUCACAGGACUGGAACAACCUUGCCCCACACCUUAGCCAAGCCGCCUACUGUCACCCAAGCAGCUCCGCCUGUAUUCAAACGGCCAUACCUCAAACCACGCUGUACCCGACCACUUGCUCCAGCAAAAGUCCAAUAUUGCAAGCUAUGCUUACCAGUCAUGAAGCGCUGGUCCAUGACUUACUGCCCAAUAUGCUGCCAACCCGAAGACCGCAAUAAGCCCUUCAAACCUAUUCCAAUUUGCUCUGUUGUUCCUGAUCCAAAUUUUAAACCCUCUUUCAUUCCACCGCUGUCCAUAUUCAUGACACAAAUAACUGAACUCCCACCUCCUUCUGCACCGCCAUCUCAGAUACCUCAUAUCGCCCUGAUAGUAUCCUAUGUUUUUCCAUUGUCACCAGCCUCGAUCGCUGCAAUCUCCCUCCCACCAUCUCCUCCUCACGCACUGUCGGAGGCCACACCCGCCGACACCAACCCUGCUGCUGUCGCACCGGCUGACUCCAAUCCUGCAGCUGCCUCACCUGCUGACACCGCCCUUGCAGAGCCCUAA